AUGUUCGCCUCGGUGGGCCCUCGGGGCGGCCCGCGCCCAACGGUCACCCCGGCAAUCCUGGAGCCGGACCUGAGCCAUCUGACGGAGGAUGAGAGGAAGAUCAUCAUGGCUGUGCUGGCUCGGCAACGGGAGGAGGAGGCGAAAGAGGAGGCCAUGUCAAAAGAAGAGAAGCCUAUCCAAGCAAGAACGGUGAACCUGGUUGGGCAGAAGAAACCGCAGCAAAAUGACGUCCGAGGAAUCCAGCAGCAGUUGUCCAGCUACAGGGAGACGGUGAUUCGACAGGCCACGGUGGCGGCAGGCUCGACCCUCCACCGGGACGACGCGCCGACCUGUGGCAUCUGCCACAAGACCAAGUUUGCAGACGGCUGCGGGAACCUGUGCUCGUACUGCCAGACCAAGUUCUGCGCCCGCUGCGGGGGGCGAGUGUCGCUACGAUCCAACACGGAGGACAAAGUGGUGAUCUGGGUGUGUAAUAACUGCCGAAAGCAGCAGGAGCUCCUGACCAAGCCGGGCGAGUGGUUCACCGGUCCGGCCGGGAAGCUCGCCGGCCUCGGUUCGGCCGUCAGCGAGCCGUCUGUGUGCCAGACGAUCGGCGACAAGAAGCUUCGGUCUCGCUCCCAAGCGCCUCCAGGCACCACCGCCGCGAUCCAAGACCCCAACCGGCCUGGCGUGCCUGGGGCCGCGCCCAGCGCCGAUACCCGGUCACGUAGCGAGCCGCCACGAGAUGCGAGAAAUGGAAGAGGAGGCGGAGAAGCUGGUCGGGGAGAGCGUCGGCCGGGUCAGCCCAGGCUGCAGACCCAGGUCUCCAUGGACCGGCACCUCCGGGGGGAUUCCAGGGAGCGACGGGAGAGCCGGCGGCUGUCGAAGGGCCGCUCUCUGGAGCACGACCCUGUGGGAGGAGCCGGCGGGGUAAGGCGGACAGUAGAGGGGGGCUACCACCACAUGGACUACAGCGGGGCCCCCCCUCGCCAUGCAGGGCCGGUCCCACCUGGAGGCCGGGGCCACCCUGCGCCCGCGCAGGGUCGCGGCGGGGGAGUGGGAGGGGAGGCCGGGGACGGCGUGCGGCCCGGGCAAAGGACGGCGGGUGGGGUCGCCGGGCCACACGAACACACCCUCGCCCAGCAACCCCUCCCCCCUGAACUCAGAGAGCCUUCCGGCUCGGCCCCCGGCCAGGGGCCCGUGGUGAGACGGACCAAACGGGAAAAGGCUGAGAGCAUGCUGCGCAAUGACUCGCUGAGCUCCGACCAAUCGGAGUCCCUGCGCCCGCCGCCGCCGAGGCCCUACAAGUCGAAGCGGGGGAUGGGCGCUGGGGGGAAGAGGCAGACCAGCGUCAGCAGUUCGGAGGAGGAGGGAGGGACCACGCCCGAGUACAGCAGCUGCGAGGACGGCGAGAUCGAGAGCGUCAGCGAGAGAGGCGACUGGGAGUGUUACCCACAUGACCCCACCGUAUGGCAUCAUCCUGUCACCUGGCAGCCAUCCAAGGAGGGAGACCAUCUACUCGGACGAAUCACCCUCAGCAAGAGGAGCGCCGCCAUGCCAAAAGAAGCUGGAGCUCUGCUGGGGUUAAAGGUGGUGGGAGGCAGAAUAACAGAGUCAGGGAGAUUAGGUGCCUUCAUCACUAAAGUCAAGAAGGGAAGCCUGGCUGACGUGGUGGGACAUCUAAGAGCAGGGGAUGAAGUGCUGCAGUGGAACGGGAAGCUGUUACCGGGGGCGACCAUGAAGGAAGUUUACAACAUCAUUCUGGAGUCUCAAGCCGAGCCUCAAGUGGAGCUGUUGGUAUCCAGGCCGAUUGGGGUGUUUAGAAAAUAUCAUGAUAUCCCAAGAAUCCCCGACACGUCCCACCCUCCAUUAGAAUCUACAGGUUCCAGUUCUUUUGAGUCCCAGAAGAUGGAGAGACCAUCCUUACAUGUCCUGUCUCCCUCCAGUCCCGGGAUGCUUCAAGAUCAAGAUGCUCCUCAGUUAAUGCCAGGGCAACUCUCAGUGAAGCUGUGGUAUGACAAAGUCGGUCAUCAGCUCAUGGUCAACGUGCAGCUGGCCACAGAGCUUCCUCUUCGGCCUGAUGGCCGGCCAAGGAGCCCCUACGUCAAAAUGUACUUCCUCCCUGACCGCAGUGACAAAAGCAAACGGAGGACGAAAACAAUGAAGAGGACCUGUGAGCCCAAGUGGAACCAGACGUUCGUCUACCCUCACGUCCAUCGCAGGGAUUUCCGCAACCACAUGCUGGAGCUGACGAUAUGGGAUCAACCCAGGUCACCGGACGAGGACAGCACCUUUAUGGGAGAGAUCCUCAUCGAGCUGGAGACGGCCUUGCUGGACGACAAGGCCCACUGGUAUCCACUCCAAACCCACGACGUCUCCUCCAUACCGCUACCCCGACCCUCCCCGUUCCUGCCCCGACGACACACCGACGCCCCCGGCAAAAAGCUGCAGCGUUCUCAGCGUGUAACAGAGCCUGAAUUUGAUGAAGGUACAGCAGUAAUGUCUAAAGCAGCAGACGGGCGGGGCAGGGAGAGGCAGCGGGAGUCCACGUCCACCCUGGAGGUGCCGGACCAGCAGAGGACACCCGCCCUGCACAUUCGCUCCCGCUCGGUCUCGCCGCACCGCGAGGAUCAGGGGCGGACGCGGUCCCGGCCGCCCAACGUUCCCGCCCAGAGGAGUCUGGAUGACGAGCUUCCUCACGCGCGCCGCUCCCGCUCUCCGACCCGCCACUACGACACCGCCAGGGGUCGCCAUCAGGAGGAGUACCUUGAUGACAGUGAGGUCAUCAUGAUCCACUAGUCAAUGCGAGGCAAAAGUGCCGAGUGCCUCCACACCAGGAGAUCUCCUAGGCCCAAUAACACACUGCCCCCUAAGAUGCCCCUUUUGUUCCACGGCACCCACACACACACAAACAGUGAUCUGCAGCCUUCUCUGGACAGGGUUAGGAGCGCUAGCGCCAACUGUCUGACUCCAGACUAUCACGCCCCCUCAUCAGAGACUGAAAGAACAUCUUUGUCCCAUUCCCUGCCCCGGAGACGUCCGGCAAGCCCCAGGAUUCUUAUCCAACAUGCGUCCCCUGAAGAUGACAGGCAGCCUCGGACCCCGGAGACACCCGAGUGUCACGCUGUUGGCAGGAAGCUCCCAGACAGCGGCAGGGGCCACCUCCAAGGUGGUGCGUCUCUUUCCUCCUCAGUGACGUCCUCCUCCGCCCGCAGAGUGAGGCAACUCCCACAGCUUCCCCCCAAGAGCAGCACUGUGGAACAAGCCCUGGUAGCAGAAGAGUGCGUUCGUCAGCUCCAGAUGAGGGUCCAUUCCAACCGGGCAUCAGCUGCCGCCACCUCCAGCCAACAUGACCUGGACCGAGCCCUCAAGAUUAAACGGGAGCUCUACAAGGACCAGAGGCGGAGCAGCGAGAACGCCUCCCAUAAGUCCUCGGACAGCGAUGUCAGCGACGUGUCAGCCAUCUCUCGAACCAGCAGUGCCUCUCGCAUCAGUAGCACCAGCUACAUGUCCAUCCAGUCAGAGAGACCCCGGGGACGCUUCAGGGCCAUGCGUGCAACGGGCCGCCACAUGAUGAAGAGCACCAGCGUGAGCGGCGAGAUCUACGGCACGGAGCACGCCGACGGCAGCCAAUCGGACACGGCGCUCGGAAGCCUGGGGAGCGGCAUCAAGAAGCGGCGCUCGAGCCUCAGCCAGCGCGUCGUCGCCAUCUUGCCGUCCAGGCGCAGCCGGAGCACGUCGCAACUCAGCCAGACGGAGGCGGCGGGUAAGGCGACGCAAAGACAGAAAGAAGCUCCGGCAGGGAAGAAGGUGGGUAAGGGCGGCAGCAGCAUCCAGAGGAGCGUGGAGACCGGCAUGGCGGUGGAGUACCCGCGGGGAGGGUCCACCAUGAACCGGCAGGCCAGCAGAGAGUCGACCGAUGGCAGCAUGAACAGCUACAGCUCUGAGGGGAAUCUGAUCUUCUCAGGUAUGCGGUUGGGCGCCGACAGUCAAUUCAGUGACUUCCUGGACGGUUUGGGCCCCGGUCAGCUGGUUGGCCGGCAAACUCUGGCCACGCCUGCCAUGGGUGAUGUUCAGAUCGGUUUGAUGGAUAAGAAAGGUCAGCUGGAGGUGGAGGUGAUAAGGGCACGAGGCCUGACCUCCAAACCAGGCUCCAAAUCCCUCCCAGCUCCCUACGUCAAGGUGUACCUGCUGGAUAAUGGAACUUGUAAAGCCAAAAAGAAAACCAAGAUUGCACGAAAGACCCUGGAGCCCCUCUACCAGCAGCAGCUGCUCUUCGAGGAGAGUCCCCAGGGCAGGGUGCUUCAGGUGAUAGUUUGGGGCGACUACGGACGAUUGGACCACAAAUGCUUCAUGGGCGUAGCACAGAUCUUAUUGGAGGAGCUGGACCUCUCGAGCACGGUGAUUGGCUGGUACAAACUGUUUCCGCCGUCCUCAUUGGUGGACCCUACGUUAGCUCAGCUCACGCGGCUGGCGUCUCAGACGUCACUGGACAGCUCAGGACCGCCACCGGGCGUUCGGUCCUAGUGACCGAGUGGCGACCGCAAACCCGGCCCCCUUUCGAUACACAAAUAAUGGACCACAGCUGCUGGACCGGGACUGAGCACAGCGUGAGAACCACGGGCCCUCAGUCAACACAUGAAAAAGCUAGACGGAGCAACAGGGAACGAGAGAGAAAGAGAGAGAGAGAGAGAGGGAGAGACAAAACUAGCCAAUCAAAGCCGAGCUGGAGUCCGACAAUCACGUCUUACACCCUCCCUCUUAUCUCGUCCGUAUGCCUCUUUGUUUUUUCGGGGCUUUCCUUCCUUAGCUUCUCUCCUCUGCAGCAGUGGAGGAUCCUGUCCGACAUUCUUCACCUCUCCCUGAUGCUUUUCCUUUCUUUUCUCCUUCCUCCUUCCUUUCUGGUGCAGCCCCAAGAACGAAGGGAUGCACCGACCCCCUAUUCUAACCCCCCUGGUACCGAUACCAGGGUUUUGGGUCUCAGAAGAUGCCGAGUACCGAUCCGCGACCAGUGUUGAAUAAUAAGCUGUGCGUCUCACUUUUUAACGCAGCAACAAAUGGGUCAAAAACUUAAACGGGAUUACAAAUUCCAGGAUUUAAUGUUGAGUAGAGAAACAUCAAACUAAAUUGAAUAGAUCGGCCCCUUUGUCACAGAAAUCCCAUCCAGCUAUUAGAAUCAGAACCAACCCGUUAUCGGUAUGGGUGCAUCCCCAAUCAAAGCCUUUCUGAACCAAUCAGAGUAGAGCUUGCUGCUAAGCCACAGGGAAGAGUGGUGUCAAGUUUAAACGAUGCGCGGGAGCUAACAAGUAGCGAACCGAGGCCGCUUCAGCCGUGCGGCCGUGCGGUUGGUGUUUGCGUUUCCGUGGUGAGCACGAAGAGGCGAAGGGAGCCUGCACACGCACACGCACAUUGUGAGCCUUGUUGUGACGGAUGAAAGCAAGCACAAGGAAAGCUUGACUCCUUUAUUUUGGACAGAGUAACAGAGAGGAAACAAAGUAGAUGCCAAAUUUACUAUUUUAUUAUUAGAAUUUUUUCAUUGUGAAUCUUCCUUCUUUGUUUAGAGUUCAGGAUGUUACCGCGAGGCGCAGACUCCCUCUCUGUGUGUGUGUGUUUCAAAGCGAUGGUGCGCCAUUCGCCCGAAACACCCUUUGCCCAACCCCCACCCCCCAGGAGGGAGUAACAGCAUGACUCAGGGCUACGUCCCGCCCCCACCCACCCCCCCGGCUCCAAGCCGCAUGCACGUUUCUUUCGUUCUGUUCGUUUUCUUUUUUCCUAUGUUUUUCUUUUUUUGUAAAAUAAAAAGACAAGACAAAUGAACGAACGAUUCUAAAAAAAAAAAAAUAAUUACAAUUAAAAACAGGAAAAAAAAGGACUAGACCGUGUGUGUGUUAGUUCCACAUACUUUUAGGCCAGCUUGUAUGUUGCAUGUUCUUGUACAGUUUGCUUGUACUGAAUAUGAAUACAAACCGAGAAAAGCCAAGCCAUCCCCGCCCCUCACCCCACCCACGAGGAGCAAACCAAUAGAGGGGGGUUCAAACUCCGACCAGGCCACGCCUUCCAUGCUGGGUCUAAAUAUCCUUCUCUCCGGGAAAAUAAAUGAUAUUUUGUAUUUCAGUGUUUCUUUGAUUCCUUUUGAAAACCAGUGCUGUUCUGUAGUACUGGGCUUACUGGAGCCCCCUGGCAUAUCUUUGAGGGUGUCGGUGUCUAAACCGUAGUUUAAGAGAGUCGGGGCUAGAGACAGAGAUAGAGAAUGUGUGUAUAACAGCUAAAUGUAUAUGAAGUAUAAUUAUGAGUUUGACAGAAAUUAUAAAGAUAUAUGAAUAUAAGGAGUGUAUCUGAGAAGACACCCGUAGUACACACACACACACACACACACACACGCACACCUUGUACAUACAAACCGGGACGAGCGGCUUGAACUUGAGUUAUGAUCAAACGGAACAUCGCUGACACACAAACAUUCCUGGUCUCGUCGAGGGGAAUUUGCGUCCUGUGGAUGUGCUCGAGCUGCUGAGCGGCACCGAGCCACAAGGGGGCGCUUAACGGGGCGCUUAACGGGCCUUUUUUUCCUUCUUUUUUUCCCCCCCAGUUGCAGAAAACAAAUAAGCCGAACUAAUUGAAAACACCUUUUCUUCUCCUUAAAUCCCCCCACCCCCCAUCCGCCCCCUCUCCCAGUGUUUUUCACGAUGAGUUUGGACUGGACUUCUAAAGCCAUUGAGAAUUGUGAUUUUUGCGAGCAUAUUUUGCGGAUGUUUUUGUUUAAAAACCCUCGGUGGUGUGGCCGACCGCCCUUUCCUUUGUCAGUAUUACUCCAGGAGUACUGAUUGUUUACAGCCCAUGGCUCCCCGCCCCACUCCUACACCACAAUUUUAGAUGAAAGACUAAAGUAUUCAUUGCAACAGUUCUUGUUUGUACAACAGAUGUGGCUCUACCGAUGUGUAUGUUUUAUAUUCAAGAGUUCAUUUUUAUUAUUUACAAAUAAAAGACUGUGUGGAAGAAGA
Messenger RNA from Pseudoliparis swirei, 6980 nucleotides. Its product is annotated as regulating synaptic membrane exocytosis protein 1-like. The record is from RefSeq and is a predicted model, not a curated record. Gene Ontology annotation, molecular function: small GTPase binding; transmembrane transporter binding. The transcript has 34 exons. Gene Ontology annotation, cellular component: cytoskeleton of presynaptic active zone; presynaptic membrane. NCBI's taxonomy places the organism in Eukaryota, Metazoa, Chordata, Actinopteri, Perciformes, Liparidae. Gene Ontology annotation, biological process: positive regulation of synaptic transmission; calcium ion-regulated exocytosis of neurotransmitter; regulation of synaptic plasticity.